UAUAAGCGACCGGCGAUUUUGAGAGGAGCGACCAAUUUUUCCUCCCCCAAUUCUUCAGGAUCCCCACCUGAGACCGGAAGCGGAACCGAGGACUCGAUUGUAGCCUACCCGCCGGCGAGUUCUGUCAUGGGCGGCGACGCGGCGGAGCGCCGCGAGGUCCCCGCGGUGAGCCUGGAGGGCCUGAAGGUGGUCUCCGCCCUGGGGCGCGGGGCCAAGGGGGUGGUGUUCCUGGUCUGGGACGCCGCGCUGGACCAGGCCUGGGCGCUCAAGGUGAUCCUGAGGGACAACCUCGAGAAGAAGAGCGACAAGGAGGCGGCGAGGGCGAGCGGCGGCGGGACGGGGAGCGACGGCGGCGGCGGCGGCGGCAGCGACGGCGGCGGCGACGAGUACCGGAGGAUCGCCUUCGAGCAGGAGGUCCUGGGGCUGUUCGACCACCCGCUGCUCCCGAAGCUCCGCGCCGUCGUGUCGGCGGAGAGGAUCGUCGGCUACGCCAUCGAUUACUGCCCCGGCCGUGAUCUCAACUCUCUCAGGAAGAAGCAGACGGAGAAGAUGUUCUCCGACGACAUCAUCAGGUUUUACGCGGCGGAAUUGGUUCUCGCGCUCGAGUACUUGCACGGCUUGGGGAUCGUGUACAGGGACCUGAAGCCGGAGAACGUGAUGAUCCAAGAGGACGGCCACAUAAUGCUCGUCGACUUCGACCUCUCCACUAAACUAUCUUCGAAAUCCGCCCAAUGCUCUCCGAUCGCCGCCGACCGGACGCCCAAGCCGCAGGCGGCGAAGUCCAGGAGGCGAUUCUCCCCGCUCCACGGAUGCUGCCGCUCGGGCAUCUCGCCGGACGACUCGGACCGUUCGAGCAGGCCCGGCCCCAACUCCAUCUUCCCGGCCGAGUCGAACCCGGCGGCGGCGGCGGCGGGGAAGUCCAACUCCUUCGUCGGGACGGAGGAGUACGUGGCGCCGGAGAUCAUCCUGGGGGGCGGCCACGACUUCGCGGUGGACUGGUGGUCGCUGGGGAUCUUCCUCCACGAGAUGCUGUACGGGACGACCCCGUUCCGCGGGUCGAACCGGAAGGAGACCUUCUACCGGAUCCUGACCAAGGAGCCGGACCUGGUGGGCGAGACGACGCCGCUGCGGGACCUGAUAAGGCGGCUGCUGGAGAAGGACCCGGGCCGGAGGAUCGGGCCGGAGGGGAUCAAGGGCCACGAGUUCUUCGCCGGGGUGCGGUGGGACACGGUGCUGCGGAUCCAGCGGCCGCCGUACGUCCCCCUGGUGGAGGAGCUCGAGGUGAGGGGCGGCGGCGGCGGCGGCGGCGGGUUCGACGUGGUGGGGUUCGUGGAGGGAAUCUUUGGGAGUGGAGGAGAGGGCGAAAGGAAUAAAGAGGAGGGCGAGAAUAAGGUAAAGGACGGCGAUGAGGAGGAAGAAGACGGGAAUAACGAUGCGAGCAAGAAGGCUUGGGUCGAGGAGCUGAACGAGCGUUCCUCCAAGGCUGCUAAUGAUUUUUUGGUUUUCUAACUUUUAGACAUUCUUUUCCCUCCUUCGAAUGAUACGAAGCAAUUUGUAUAUAGAAAGGCUACGACCAAUAGAUUUUGCCGAAUUCGGAUCGGUAUCUUUCGUAUGGUGUUAGUGGCGGCAGUGGCCACUUGGCUCGAUGCUCUGUUCUCUCUGCUCUGGAUGGAACUUCCCGAUGGCAUCGUGACACGACGAGGAUGUGUCUUUGCCGAAUAUGGCGAUCGUCAUAGGUUAUCGCGAUGAAUUAUCGUUCGAAUGUUUAGUGCCUAUGGUGCUGAGCAAGUGUGGAGGAUGUGUGCUUUGCAUCUAAAACAUUACUACAACAAGGGCAUCGCGCCAGCAGAGAGAGAGAGAGAGAGGAGUACGGUUCCUCGCAACGACAACGACGUACCAUAUCAGAAAAAUUAGGGUUACCACACGGUGGUCCCGCCCGACGUAGAACCUCCAGACCAGAGGCCGCGAGCAGUUUUUUAAAGUAGCUCUUUGUCGU
Messenger RNA from Syzygium oleosum, 1996 nucleotides. RefSeq names its product serine/threonine-protein kinase OXI1-like. Gene Ontology annotation, cellular component: plasma membrane; nucleus; cytoplasm. Bases 127 to 1509 code for a protein of 460 amino acids. Gene Ontology annotation, molecular function: ATP binding; protein serine/threonine kinase activity. The transcript is spliced from 2 exons. NCBI's taxonomy places the organism in Eukaryota, Viridiplantae, Streptophyta, Magnoliopsida, Myrtales, Myrtaceae. Gene Ontology annotation, biological process: protein phosphorylation. The record is from RefSeq and is a predicted model, not a curated record.